This is a messenger RNA of Caenorhabditis briggsae, 1074 nucleotides long. NCBI's taxonomy places the organism in Eukaryota, Metazoa, Nematoda, Chromadorea, Rhabditida, Rhabditidae. Gene Ontology annotation, biological process: G protein-coupled receptor signaling pathway. Bases 1 to 1074 code for a protein of 357 amino acids. Gene Ontology annotation, cellular component: plasma membrane. The transcript is spliced from 9 exons. The record is from RefSeq and is a predicted model, not a curated record. Gene Ontology annotation, molecular function: G protein-coupled receptor activity.
AUGCAAAGCGACUCUCCUCUUAAUCAUCCCGUGGUACACUUUCUACUGUGUGUAUCCUAUCUUUUCGUUUUUCUUGCUACUAUUAUCGGAAACCUCAUAAUCCUCUUUGUGUUCGUGUCGAAGAAAAAGGUUCGGAGUGUUCCAAACUUCUUCCUUGCCAAUCUCACGGUUGCCGAUCUCUUCGUCGGAAUCUUCUGUGUGCUUCAGAAUGCCGUGAAUUUCGUCUUGCAAGGACAUGGGCGCUGGCCAUUUGGCAAAGCGCUCUGCUAUUCUUACAUCUACGUACUACACUUUAUACCCAAUGUAUCUGCUGGAAUUCUGGUGCUGGUAUCUGUUGAAAGAUUGAUCGCUGUUCUUCGCCCAUUGCGAGUCCGCAGAGCGUUCAAUUCCAAAGUACUGAUUACUUCUUCAGCUAUCGUUUGGAUUACCAGCGCUGUUAUGAAUACCCCUUACAUCUAUGCCAGUCAAUACUUGGAAAUUUCCGACGGAAAUGAGACAUAUACAAUUUGCACCAGACGCCAUGUUGAAAUUUACGGCUUGAAUUUGCUUAAACUGGUGGCCACUAUCAAUUUCAUUGUCUGGUACGCCGUCCCUCUGGUCAUACUUCUGUGUAUCUAUGCCACAAUUGGUUUGGUCGUCAGCAAAGCCGCAUCUAUCACUAAACAGUCUGCAAAUAAGCUACUUCCAAGAUCCAGCUGGCGUUCAGAAGCUUCUACUGGUGGUGUAUCAGUGGAGAAGCGCCGAAAGGUUGGUCGUUUGGCCGUCGGAAUAGUGGUGGCAUUUGCAUUCUUCUCUCUUCCACGAUAUGUAUAUUUUAUGUGGACCGUUUGGAGGGAUCCUAUGGCGCCAAGAUGUUUGAACUGCUUACAAAGUGUUCUGCAGCCCAUUAGUUUCCUUCUCCUGUUUUUCAACGCCGCCGUAGACCCGUUCCUUUACGCAUUCCUUUCAACUCGCUUCCGACAAAGCAUCAAAGAGACAUUCCACAUGGGAAAGGUACGUGAAAGCCACGUUGAGUUCUCAUCACGGAUAAGAAGGAAAGUCGUAAACUCAGAAUUGGAAACGGGCUACUCUUAA